Molecule: messenger RNA, 5516 nt
Organism: Rhipicephalus microplus (southern cattle tick)
Lineage: Eukaryota; Metazoa; Arthropoda; Arachnida; Ixodida; Ixodidae
Product: solute carrier family 22 member 15-like
Biological process (GO): transmembrane transport
Cellular component (GO): membrane
Molecular function (GO): transmembrane transporter activity
Source: RefSeq, a predicted model, not a curated record
AACAGCGCGCGCGCUAGUUUCGCAACUGACCGCGUUAACCAGCGAGUCCAUGCCGAGCAGCUGUGGAGUUGGCCGCUGCUCAAAUCUUCGUAGUUGGAGUGUGUAUUGUGAGCCCGUCUACUCUCCGCUGCAAGAGCGCAUCGCGUGCACAACGUGUGCUUAGCGUUGUCCUCGUGCUUACGACGGUUCACGGUACAUUUGAAAUCGAGCACGGCGAGUAGUACGUUGCUUUAUCGUUGCUGCUGAGAGCCUCACCUUGCUUGAGCACGCAUGCACUCGACGGUCGAGCUAUCUUGUAUCAGAAGGUGCCGGCUAGGUUUCUCGUGUUGACAGAUCUCGCGCUACAGGUGCGACGUUACGUUCUGACACAAUACGGGAGCAACCAAAGGUGUGGUGUGAGCCGUUGCAAAUGAAUGGCAUUGCAGUGACGACGUGGUAGUUGGAAAACGUUUUUUUUUCGCCCGUUUUCACCGGCUGCGUUUGAGUGUUGUCGGCUCCGAAAAUAUCGCGUUGUGCAUUCCACGACCUUACAAUGGAUGUCGACCAAGUUUUCCACCUCGUUGGCGAGGUUGGGCCACAACAGAUUCUCUACUUCAUUUACACGGCUAUCCUCGGCGGUUUGUUUGUGAGCGGAGAGAUGCUGCAAAUUGUGUUCACCGGUGCGACGCCCGAGUUUCAGUGCUGGAAUGGCUCGACACCUUCAACGGCGGGCUGUGACACGGACAACCGAUGCGAGUACCCGCACUACACGUCCAGGUUCACGUCUAUAGCCACCGAGUGGAAUCUCGUCUGUCAUGAUGAAUACUUGGUGAAGAUGGUGCAAGCCGUCUUCAUGGCCGGCGUUAUGACUGGUGCCUUUGUGUUUGGCUACAUCUCCGACAAGUUUGGACGGCGGCGCACACUACCAUCUGCAGCCAUAGGCAUUUCGGUCAUAACUUUCUUCGGGGCCUUCGCCCCGAGCCUGGCCCUACAUGCGACCUGUCGCUUCUUUGCCGGCAUGACCACGGCAGCCGUGGCACUCAUUACGUUUGUGCUGAUGACCGAGCUUGUGGGUCCAUCUAAGCGGGCACUAAUGGGCAUGCUGUUCCCGGGUGUGUUUGCUUUGGGCAUUGGACUGCACGCUGCACUUGCCUAUUUCAUUCCGGACUGGCGCCACUACACUAUUGCGACAGCUGCCCUGAGUGCUCUCUUCAUACCACUUGCCCUGCUUCUGCCCGAAAGCCCUCGCUGGUUACUUCUGCACGGUCAGCGACCACAGGCACGGCAAGUCCUUCUGGACAUAGCAGUGCGCAAUGGCCGAGCGCAUUGCCUGCCGCGUACCUGGGACCUACAGGAGCCGAAAGUGCACCACAAGGGAACUAACCCGAUGGCACUGUUCACCAGCUCCACCUUGCGCCUUCGAACCCUCAUUCAAAUCCUUCUUUGGUUAGUGAACGGCAUCACCUACUAUGCCCUCACAAUGGCUGCCAGCAGCGUAGGCGGCGACCUUUACAUGAGCACAGCCCUGUCGGGCUUCAUCGAGAUUCCGGGAUACCUGCUGUCAGCAGUGCUGCUCAGUUAUAUCGGCAGGCGGCACUCACUGUUUGCUGUGAUGCUAAUUGGAAGUGUGGCGUCCGUUGCGCUCCAGUUUUCUGAUCACUUUCACUACAGCACUGCAGUGCGUGACAUUGUCUCGCUCAGUGCCAAGAUGUGCAUAUCAAUGUCCUUUGCCAUCAUCUACGUCUAUUCAGCCGAACUCAUGCCUACCAUUGUCAGGAACGUCGGAAUGGGCAUUGUGUCCGUUGCUGCAAGGGUUGGUGGCAUAAUCUCUCCAUUUGUCAGCUUGUUGGAUAACUUGAUUCCCGGGCUGCAGUUUACCGUCCUUGGUGUCAUUAUGCUCGUCUCGGGACUGUCUGCGCUCGCACUUCCAGAGACCGGGGGCCAACACUUGCCCGAGACCAUAGAGGAAAUCGAGGACGAAGACAAGCGUCCGCUUCUGUCGCCGACAUCGUCGGGCGUCUUUUCGCGGGCGUCUCUAGACGAAGGGAUUGUGCGAUCGUCCAGCAGUUCGGAAGACGAGCUGUACUCUGUACACCAACGGCCGGCCGUGGCGUACGGAUCAUAGUACGAAGCACUAAAGCAGUUGUGAUGGACUGUGCUCCACUGGAUCGAAGAUCUCUAUUUCAGCAUUGGCAUGCCGGAAGCGCCUUGCUCAAAGGCAAAGGAGAACGCUGUUCUGGUUAUUCCCACGUCACCUUUUAUAUUCGUCAACAUCUGAAAGGCGUUCGCAUCAGUAAGCUGCUGACCAAAUGUAGCUGUGAAACUGGUUUCGGGCGUUCCGUGUUCGUGGUAAGCCAAAAGGGACGCAUGCAGCGAACCGUGGACCUUGAUACUGCGAGACUUGUGCAUUUCACAACGACCACCUCUCUUUCCGCAGGUGAUGAUACUUCCAGCAGCACCUGACUGAGCCAGGUUACGUAGCCAGCUUUUGUUAUAUGCUCUGUGCAACUUACAUUAGGGUACUGUGGAUGAACUUGUUUUGGAAGCUGCAUCGGCUCAUUAUAUGUUGUUUUAAUGUCUUUUCCACUUUGAGUAUUUUCUUAAGAGACUUGAAUAACUGUCGUGGAUGUAUGUUAGCAACUGUGUUGCCCCAGGGCUCUGUACAGGUACUCUCAAUAGAACAAGUUUUGUGAAAGGAAAAAGAAAAACUGAGAGCGUGUUGUAUAUUAUAUGUGUGCUGUCACCUUACACGCAUAUUUUUCUUUGAUGAGGAGCCUUUAUGUACAGCUGCUCUUAAUGGUCGUUUACCUAUAAAGCAUGUUUCUUUCCCUGUGACAUGGAAGGGAAGAUGCUGCCUUAAUUGUACAUUUUACAUACAUAUGUCACUCUUUAUUAUUUGUUUUUAACUUAAGAAAUAGUGCCUACUGUACAAACAGAAAUAGAGACAAAAAUGUGUCAUUGAGAAACUUGCGUAUAGUGGACAAUCAUGGCAUCAAUCUGAUAAAACUAUGAGUUAUAAGAAAACAAGAAGUGCUCCUUUCUGUUUGAGCUAGAAUCAUCUUGCUGAUUCUUCAAUGGCUGUCACUUGCGACAGCCUAUCUAUUUAAAUUCUGAUGCAAAAUCAAACCAGCAAAAUACUGCAUAAUUUUGUAAAAGCCUUUACAUACAUAUGUCGUUAGUCAUUUGAGAAGCUAAAGCCCUGUUUGUGUGUCAUGACAGAUGCUUAUUUUUUUAUGAUGUAAAUUUGCUUUAGCUGUAGUUUGACAGCGAGUACAAGUGUUCCUUAACAAGUGUUGUAGUGAUGGCUUCCUCCCCAGUUAUUCUUUUUUUCUCUGAUAAUAUUGUUUAUUAGCCAACACCUGGAGCAUGAUACAUACCAGUGUACUAUUAGUGAAAGGUGUGUGCAAAACCAAAUUAACAUUCUGCUUUGCCUAUACUGGCAGAAAAAAAUAUAGCAUUAUCAAAGCUGUGUCAUGGUUAGUAAAAAUGCUGUGCCAGUUUUUAUAGCUGACAUUGCUCGAGAUUUUUUUGCUACUGCAAUGAAUGUGGCUGUAAGAUGUUCAUACUGAAAACUUCCUACAAUAUACCUUGUUACAACCUUUGUGGUCAUCGUGUAUGAGUGUUUUACACCACUGUAUUCUUGAUUAUGCCUGCUGAGCAAGUUUGCCAUCAUCUGAUGGGACCAAUAUACAGUUCACGAUUACGUGGAAACACUUUUGCCUCUUCUGCUACCAACCAUGCUAAUUACUGCUUUGUACAGCUGUAAAUGCAAAUCGAAGCUGCUGGUGAAAAUGCGAGGUCUAUCUUUCAGACUGCUAUCCUACCCUUCCAGCCUUUGUCACAAGUUUGGAAACUACUGCAAGAGUUUGUUAAAAACUCUCGAUUCCGAGGGUGGCGUGCAAAUGCUUGUGUAGCAUUGCUAUACCAACAAUAAGGCAAGGGGCACUGCUUCUCAGCUCCAGGCAAUUUUCAGUGACAAAGAAUCCAGCUGGUUGACCCCAGGACAGCUACAGUGAUGCAUGUAGUGGCUUUGAAACUUUCGACGGACACUGUAUCCUGACAUACAAGGCUCAUCAAGGCUGUGCGAGUAGGUAUCACAUGAGUGCAGUAAUGAAAGUGCAUACCUUGAUAAGGGAAGUAGUGAACCGUAUGUCAUAAAGUGAAGUGCCUUAUUCUUAGUGACUUUUGUGGUGCACUGGUAAUAGAAAAAGAAAGGGUAAUGGUGUAAACUGUGAGUAAUCAUGCAGCAUGUGAUUGUGGGAGUGCGCUUUGCAAAGGUUCAUAUUUGUAAACUUUGUGCACUGUUCUGCAGUAAGGAACAAAAUGCUGGUGCUAUGCACCUGGCUUCAAAAGCAUGGCAUGCCGCUUGUGAAUCUCUGUCAACAGUUGCCAAAUAAUUUCGGGGUUUCUUUAUGGUACACUUCACAUUUUGCUUCUUGCAACUAGUAACUGAAGUGUUUGUGAAUUCUUCCAUCACUGGUGUUUGCAGUCAGAAUGCAGUGCACGUUAUAACUGCAGCUGCUUUGUACUGUUCUUCCAUUGUAUGUUUUCAUUGCGACACCAUUGUGAGUGUCUGCGUGCUACUUUAGCAGCAGUCAUUACACAUUCUAAACAUUUUCAUACAUUCCAUGUCAUUGCGUGACCUUCAUAGAAUGUAUCUUAUUCUUCACAAACGUUGACUGUCACAUGAUGGAACUCGACAAAUGUGUAUGAACCACUGGCAGAAAAGCCACCAGUACGUACUAGUUUGUACAUAUCAGUUUGUACGUACCACUGAGUAUAGACAAAUCUUUAGGUUGUUUCCUUAUGUUUAACUGUUCUUUUCAUAAAUUGUUCUAAGCUGUGCCUUUGUUCAACACUCUCCAAUGCUUCAUAUCAUUCAAUGAAGGAAAAGUGGGUGCGUUGCGGCUGUCUCUCCUCUGAGUUGGAAAAUAUGCAAUCUUGUUUUGUUAUGUUACUGUGGAAAUUGUAUCGACAUUUUGAUACUUAAUUCUGUUGUUAUGCAUGGUCAUCUGCUAAUACAGCCAAACAUCAAUACAAAAAGUGUGAAUGUUGCAAAUUGUUGGAUACAACGAAUCCUGCAUUAUUUCAUGCCUGCCAACUUCUAUGUGUAACUGAUACAAGCUUCUGAUCAAUAUUCUGUAUAACAAAGGUACUUUUGGCAGAUGCGAUUUUGCUUCAGUGAUUGGAACGUGUAGGAUUUAGACGCACUCGUGUUCAGUCUAAUAUUAGUUCACAUGGUUACAUCAAUUUAUCUCUUAGCCUGCUGGGCCUCACAAUUUCAUCCUUCUGAUAUAUAAGCGUUUUAAUACUAACAAAAAACUUUCAUUCCGGCAGCCCUUCAAAUUUUUUGCUUUUUGUAUUAUAAAUAGGAUGCCAAAAGAAGUUCAUAUUUUGAAAGUGGCAAACUGCUAGCACAUAGAAAAGUAGAAACAGCCUGCUUUAGUUGACUUGUAAUUAAGAUAUGGCACUCACAAGGCGUCUAUGCACCGUUGACUAUGCCUCUUGCAUGCUUUUGCCAUUCACUUAUCAGUAAG